Molecule: messenger RNA, 2031 nt
Organism: Penaeus indicus
Lineage: Eukaryota; Metazoa; Arthropoda; Malacostraca; Decapoda; Penaeidae
Product: fibrous sheath CABYR-binding protein-like
Exons: 3
Coding region: 1-2031 (676 amino acids)
Source: RefSeq, a predicted model, not a curated record
AUGACUCCCUCUUUGGCAAGCGUGGCGGCGGCGGUCGCUGUGAUCCUGGCAGUGGCCUCCGAGGCGCGCCCCAGGACCAUCGUGGAUUACAACGUGGGGUCCCAUUCGCGCAGGGAGUCCGGCCUUCCCGGGGUCGCCGUCGAGGGAGAGUACAGAUGGCGAACACCGAACGGCCAAGAAAACGUAGUACGUUACACCGCUGACAAGAAUGGCUACGUCGCGCGUGGCAACGUCGUGCCGGGACACUACGAGCCCCUCGGGAACCCAAGGCUCGUGCACAGCUCUUACCAGACUCCUCUCGAGGCCUCUGCUGAAGCUCCUGCCCAAGACCCUAGUGAGGCUGCCGAGGCCGACAACGAUCGCGUAUUGAUGACAACAGUAGAAGACGCUGAAGACAGCCCUGUUGAAGAAGGAACUGAUGAUGCCAUCGACGAGAAAAUAAAUGAAAUCCUUGUUGAAAAAGCAGCAGAGGACGUCCCAGCUGAAGAGGUAGCUGAAGAUACUUCCGGUGGUGACGCAGCUGAAGAUGUCUCUGAUAAAGAGAUAGCUGAUGAUGCUCCUGCCGAAGAGGUAGCUGCAGAUGCCUCCAAUAAAGUAGCAGCUGAGGAUGUUCCUGCCGAAGACGCCCAAGCAGAGGCUGCUGAUGAAGUGGAUUCAACUCGCGCUGAGAAAGCUGUCAGUGCUGAAGAAAUGGCGGGCAUGAAUGCUAUAAUCUUCCCCGACGACCCUUCCCCUUCUGUUCCCUUGGUGGAGGCGGUGGAGGGGAUGCCGGAGGCUAACGGGAUGCAUGCCAUUAUUUUCCCCGAAGAUGUACCUGUUGGAGAAAUGACGGAACCCGAAGUUUCGACGGAAGACGCCCCUGCCGUCGAGAUGGAAGACCAACCCGAUAUGAACAUCAUUCCGGCAACGGAAAUGUCCAUCGGUGAAGAAUCGGGCGCGCCUGAGAUUGCUGUACCAGACGACUCAGCCACGGAUGAGAGCGCCUCUGAGGAGGGGCUUCUUGCCACUGAAGCGCCAGAGGAGGUUGUCUCUGCCACCGAAGCCCCGGAGGAGGUUGCCUUCGCCACCGAAGCCCCGGAGGAGGUCGCCUCCGCCACCGAAGCCCCGGAGGAGGUCGCCCUCGCCACCGAAGCCCCGGAAGAGGUCGCCCCUACUACCGAAGCCCCGGAGGAGGUCGCCUCGACCAACGAAGCGCCGGAGGAGGAAGACGCUGAGGAGGCUUCCACGGAGGCUCCAACAGCCAACGUUGAUGACUUUGUGACGGAAAGUCCUACCGGAGAAGACGCCUCAGAAGUCCAGGAACCGAGUGACGUUGCUGCUCCGGAAGAGGCCACCAUGACUGAAGCUCCCGUCGAAGCGGAUGAGGUGGAGGAACUUCCUGCCACAGAGUCACCCUUUGAAGAAGAAGCCUCCUUGCCUACUGAAACUACUCUCACGGAAGAGGAUUCCGUGGAGGAGGUCGUAGUCACCGACACCCCUGUGGAAGAAGAUGAAACCACAGAGGUUCCCGAGAGCAUUGCAGCUGAAAGGGAUGCAGAAAGCGCGGCUGUAACCUCUGCUCCUGAAGUCUCUCCAGAACUGUUAAUCAUGGAGGAUCCUGCGAUUAAUGAGGCUCCCGUAAUGGCUGCAGAUGCUCUUCUUAUGGCGGGUGGAAGCGCAGAUAGCGAUAACCCUAUUAAGGAGGACACAGCCCCAUCCAUGCCUGACAGUGCCGUUGCUAUGACUAACGAAGUUGAGACGGACGACGCUGCUCCAAUGACUGACGAAAUCCGCAUGCCUGUUGACACCAUGGUUGACGACGCGCCUGCAAUGCCUCCCAUACAAUCUGUGGACGAAGAGGAACAAGAAGAACCCGAGAUAAUAGGCUACAUUCAUAGCCACCCCCACGCCCACUUCUUCGACGAUGAGCACCACGCAUACCCAGCCCACCCACGCCCGCAGGCUUACCGCCCACACUUCACAGUCUACAAAGGGACACCUGACGGGGAUCAUAAAAUGCAUCAUGGGCACGUCUUCAACUUCUACCACUGA